Messenger RNA from Penicillium soppii, 564 nucleotides. Its product is annotated as Acyl-CoA N-acyltransferase. The coding region runs from base 1 to 564 and encodes 187 amino acids. Gene Ontology annotation, molecular function: acyltransferase activity, transferring groups other than amino-acyl groups. The record is from RefSeq and is a predicted model, not a curated record. NCBI's taxonomy places the organism in Eukaryota, Fungi, Ascomycota, Eurotiomycetes, Eurotiales, Aspergillaceae. The transcript has a single exon.
AUGUCCUCUGCCCCACCAACAAGUGGGCUACCCGUUCAAACAUGGACACGGGAAAAUGAAUCCGAAUUCUUCAUCUCAACCGACCCAAAUCUCCUUUCUGUGAAAGCAGUCAACGCUGCAUUUUCCGAAGAUUUCGUGUACUGGAUCAAAAAGCCCUUUCCGGAAAACGUGCUAUGGCAAAUGCUCCACGGCUCCUUGAGUUUCGGCGUGUACAGACAGACGCAAGCCGAGCCCAGUUCUAGCUUUGUCGCUUCUCCAAAGAAUACUGAGCAAAUCGGACUUUGUCGCGUUGUCACGGAUGGAGCUACGUUUGCUUAUAUCUCGGAUACCUAUAUUCUGCCUAAGUACCAAGGCAAUGGACUCGGGAAUUGGCUUGUGGGUUGUGUCGCGGAGACGUUCUCGAAGGAGAAUAUGCCUCAUUUACGUCGCAUCAUGUUGCUUACGGAUGAUGUGCGCAUGCAAAAGUUUUAUGGGAAGAUGUUGGGGGUUGGUGUUAUUGGGACUGAAAAGCGCGAAGAUAUGGGGAGGGAUUUGGUAUUUAUGUGUGCGAGACCGCAUGCGUAG